Molecule: messenger RNA, 1441 nt
Organism: Rhopilema esculentum
Lineage: Eukaryota; Metazoa; Cnidaria; Scyphozoa; Rhizostomeae; Rhizostomatidae
Source: RefSeq, a predicted model, not a curated record
CUCAUGCCCACGUCGAAGAUACCUAGCCUCGAAUUAAAACGGCUCCAUGAGUUGCAAAAAUGGCAGUAAGUUGAAAAAAUACCAAACCCUCCAGAAGACAUGGCGACAAUUGGGCAGGUUCAUGGGCGAAAGUUUUUGAAGAGCUGCUAUCUCUCAGCCCUCUUUGGUGCAUCUGCAGGAUUUAUGUACAAGUAUGUUAAAAAUGAACCAAAGAAGCUUAAAAAGAUUCUUGGAUAUGCAACAACAGCAGGUGGAGCUGGUUGCAUUCUUGGUGCAUUAUAUGGCUAUAAUAGAAAAAGAAAUCUGUUCCCUUCUGCACUGAAAGGCACUGCUAAAUUUUUCAUCAUUUCUGGAACUUUUUUAGGAAUGAAAGAGGCAAUUGUUUCAAGUGAAGUUGUGAAGAGUCAGGUUGGGCAAAGCAAGAAACUUAGAUUUGCAGAAAUGUUUACAGUUGGGGCCGUUACUGGGUUUCUGAUAGGAUCUGCAUGGUCAAACAACCCUUUAACUUUUUUGGUUGUUGCUGCUGGAACCGGCAGUUUAUCUGCUACAGGCCAGUUUAUAAAUGACAAAAUUUACAAUUGGAGAUUAAAAAAAGCUAUUUUAUUGAAAUAUCCCGAAUUAUUGGAACUGGAAUGGGAGGCAAUGGAUAAGGAAGAACAGGACAUAGUCCGAAAGAAACAACAAUCAUGGUUCACUUGGGCUAUAGAAAGGUUACUAGAUCGUCCAUACAUUGGCAAGUUGAAACUGAAGCAUCAAGCAUUAUAUGAAGAAAUUUUGGCAUUGGAAACUGAAGAACAUGAAUUGAGAAUCAAGUUAGGACUUGUAGAACGUGAAGAAAAUGACUUCGAUUCUUUUAAAGAAGAUAACGUUGGUUGAAAAUUGCAUUUUCGCGCUUUUGUUUGUGGAUGAAUUUAAGUUUGUGUCGCUUGGAAAUAAAUCCAAGUUGAAAAGCCUAAAUUCAUUUAUCAGAAAUUGAAUUCUUAAGGAAUUUCACGCAAUUCUGAUGAAUUAAUUUUUCGAUGUUAGUUUGAAUAUGUUAUGUUUUGCAAUUGUUAUAUAUUUUAUGUUCUUCAUGUUGACCAACAAACAGCUUCAUGAUUAAUUUAUUAUUAUAGGGUUUACUGUCGCCGCAACCUUUUUUUUGAAAAAUAAAGCAAAAUAUAAACAAUUUGAAUUCGCAAGUGAACAAUGUACUUUUUGAGGUAACCAUAACUUUUUAUAAUUUUCGUGUAAGAUAAUCGAGCUAGGUGUUGUAUUGUACCUACCCUUACUCGUUCUAUUGAUUUUUAUAAAAAGUUCCUCUUUUUAGAAUCUUGUAUCCAGAUCACAAAAAUAUCGAGUAAACUACCUAUUAUGACGAAAUAGUUUUAUUUAUCAGUUGAGAAUGGUCUGUACUUGAAUUAGCUUAGAUCAUUAACACGCUCUUGCUCCAGUGCGUCCA